This is a messenger RNA of Salvelinus namaycush (lake trout), 1767 nucleotides long. RefSeq names its product von Willebrand factor A domain containing 11 (gene vwa11). The transcript has 12 exons. The record is from RefSeq and is a predicted model, not a curated record. The coding region runs from base 1 to 1767 and encodes 588 amino acids. Lineage: Eukaryota; Metazoa; Chordata; Actinopteri; Salmoniformes; Salmonidae.
AUGUCACCGGUGCUGGGUGUGUCCUUCCUGGCCCUGGUCCUAUCAGGAGGAGCCUGGGCGUUUGCUCCCAUUGGGGGCGGAACCUCCACCCACGUCAGCAUCACGGGAACGGCCGUGCUACAGAAGGUCACGGACGUGUGCCGAGCCAUCGCCGAGACAGAGGGACGAGACUUCACCCCCACGGGUAACUCUGCAGAGGAGCUGGUCCAGGCCUGCCUGGGACCCAAAGCAACAGGUGAAGUGUCAGCGGCUAAGUUCAAAUCUGCCCUGAAUGAGAUCUACGUACAGAACGGACAGGUGGACAGAGACUAUGUCAACAGCCCAGCCCAUCACUUCAACUCUGAGGCGUUUGCUGAGGGCCGGCGCCUUAUAACUGAUGGGGUGGCCAGCAUCAAGGCCAACGUACAAAUGGAGAACUUCCAGGCUGCCAGAGAGACACUGGGGAGAGUACUACACACACUACAGGACUUUUACAGCCACAGUAACUGGGUGGAUCUGGGAUACACUGAACCCUACGCCAACCUGAUCCGCCCCGAUCUCCCACUGGAAAACCUGGCAGAUGUCAGCACCCCGACCUGCAGUGACUGUGUCAGUGGGGGGUUCUGUUCCAACUCCAUCCUGCCUAACAUCCUUAACGAGAAGAAACUCACCUCUGGGUACAUGGGGAUCUUCUCUGCAGCUAAGCCUAAAGGUAAGUGUAGUCAUGGCGGUGCAGCUGACCUGACCAGCUCUGAGGCUCCUCGCGGGGGAAUCAGCAAGGACGAGCGUCGCUCUGACAACGUGGCCCUGCACACCGCUGCUGUCACCGUGGCAACGACCGCCACCCUCCAGCUGCUGGAUGACAUCCGGGGCGCCGCCGGUGACAACAACUACCUACGCUUCAUGGGCAUAGCGCGAUCGUCAGUGGUUGCUUUUGUGAUCGACACUACGGGGAGCAUGAAGGAUGAUAUCCUUGAAGCCAAACGAGUCGUCAAUGAGAUCAUCGACAGCAAGAAGGGAACGCAGGAUGAGCCCUCCCAGUACAUCCUGGUCCCAUUCAACGACCCAGGGUUCGGACCCCUGAUUAGAACGACAAACCCUGAUGUUAUGAAAACAGAGAUCGCUAAACUCAAGGCUGAUGGAGGCGGAGACCUCCCUGAGAUGUGCCUAUCAGGCCUACAGUUGGCGCUGACCGGUGCCCCUGCGUCGUCCCACAUCUAUGUUUUCACAGAUGCCGUUGCCAAGGACAUUGCGUUAAGGGACACUAUCGUGGCCCUGAUCAGGAGCACCAAGUCAACCGUGUCUUUCUUCAUGACUGGUGAUGGUGCUGGUGCUAGAAGGAGGAGGCGUGGGGUAGAGUCCAGGGCAGCUACAUUCGAGACCUACAAGGACCUGGCGCUGGCGUCUGGUGGUCAGGCCAUUGGAGUCACCAAAGACAAUCUGCCCCAGGCCACUGACGUCAUCAUCGACUCCUCCACCUCCGCUCUGGUGACAGUCCUACAGCGAGCGAGGAACCCAGGCAAAGCUGAGACGUUCUCCUUCCUGCUGGACGAGUCUCUGAACAACAUCACCAUCUACAUCACUGGAAAGACCCUCACCUUCACCCUGAAGAACCCUGAAGGUGUGACCCAGAAACAGAAUGAGACCAACGGGAAACUGGGGACUGUCCAGACGGUGGGCAACCUCUACAGGGUCCGUCUGGCCUCCAACAAACAGACAGGAUUAUGGGAAAUCAGCAUGAACUCCAACCAGCCCUACACACUGAAGGUCACGGGUGAGUUACCAUAG